UAAAAGCAUCUCACUCCUCUGCUUUCCAUCCUCUCCCCAGAUCCUGCCAGUGACAAAAGAUGGGGUCCGGCUGCAUCAAAGUGACCAAGUAUUUCCUCUUCCUCUUCAAUCUGCUUUUCUUUAUCUUGGGAGCUGUAAUUCUCGGGUUUGGAAUAUGGAUUCUGGCUGACAGAAGCAGCUUUAUCUCCGUCCUGCAGAACUCCAGCAACAUGAAGAUCGGGGCCUACGUCUUCAUUGGGGUUGGGGCCAUGACCAUGAUCGUGGGUUUCCUGGGUUGUGUCGGUGCAGUCAAUGAGAUCCGAUGCCUCUUGGGGAUGUACUUUGCUGUCCUCCUUCUGAUCCUUGUGGCCCAAGUGACAGCUGGAGUCCUCGUCUACUUCCACUCAGAUGAGGUGAAGAAGGAGAUGAGCAACAUAGUGGAAGAACUUAUCCAGAACUACGACCCUGACAACUAUGGAAAGAAAACUGUUCAGGAUGCUUGGGAUUAUAUCCAAUCAGAGGUGAAAUGCUGUGGCUGGAACAGCUACCUUAACUGGACAGCUAACAUCAUACUCAGGAACAGGACAUUCACCAGCUAUCCUUGUUCCUGUGGCAAUGGGGAAUUUCCUGACAUAGAACAGGAGGGCUUCAGGAGCGGCUUCUGCGUCUCCAACGGUACCGUGAUCGAUGAUCCCAGCAAGUGGCCUGUUUUCCAGAAGGGUUGCAUGGAGAAGGUGCAGAAGUGGCUAGAGGAUAACCUUGGUAUCAUCCUCGGAACCUGCAUCGGAGUGGCCAUCAUUGAGCUCCUGGGGAUGAUGCUGUCCAUCUGCCUGUGUCGGCACGUCCACUCGGAAGACUACAGCAAAGUCCCCAAGUACUAAGGGGGUCCUGACUGCCUCCUGUCCCACCCUCCUGCAGUGCAGGGCUCCGGACAAUCCGGCUUUCUUGGGAGCUGUGACAGCUCCCGGCAAAUCAAAUUCCACCCCCUCCUUCAUUUGUGGCCUUCCCAUUCUCCCUGUUGUCACUUUCCCCAAAUCUGGAAGCUGCCAGACCCCAGACCCCUCCUGUGGGCUCCGUCUGAAGAACCCCCUCCCCGGUCCUGCUCCCUUUGACCUUUACUCUUCCUUCUUGGUCUGUUUUCAGACCUCUCAGAUGACCGGCUACUUGGAAAGAUUUUCACUUUCUUCUCUAGAAGGACAGGAGUCUUCCUGUUUCUUUUCUCUCUCUCCCCUUGGCUCUGUCCUUUCCCAUGUUCCCCUCCUCCCUUUACUGCCUUUCAGGGUUUUCUUAUUAAUGUAAAGAACUGCUUUCCUUCACACUCCUAACCAGCCACAGUUUGGCAUAGGGCAUUCAGCAGAAUGGGCAGCCCCUUCUUUCCAAGACUAGACCGAAGUCUCCCUGAGGAAACCAUUGAGAUAGAGCUUGUGGCUAGGGGCUGCCGAAUGGCCGUCUCCCGCUGUCUCAGGGAAGAUUCUUAGAAGGACGGGUUGGCUUUUCUCCAAUAUCACCCCUCUGUUAAGUUCCUAUCCUGUCAUUUAAGGCCCCCUGCUCAAUGCCCAGUGGCCAGGUGAGCACCUGGCACCACCUGAGUGCCCCCUUGUGCUAAGUCAGCUGGAGGAUUGACCAUUGGCCAAGAACUGGUACAAACCCGAGGGGGAUCACAGCUGUCUAGUCAGGACUCGGCAUUAGCAGCCAAAAAAAAGGUUACUCACCUAGUGCUGCUGAAUAAUAAGUCUCAGUGACAGCACCCCAACUGUAAGAAAGGAGAGAGAAAUCUGUCUUCCUUAGAUGGGUUCCAUAUACUGCUAUUUGGGGGGUACCUGGGAAGACAGCAGUGACUGGCUAUGAGUGUGUAUGGGAAGAGGGAUGAUGGAGAGAAGGAAUAAUAUGGCAACAAAAUUAGCCUAAGGUUUCUAGAAGUAGUAGCUUCCUGGGGAAGCAGGAAAUAAAUUGGCUUCCUUCUCUAAGAAGCUAGUCCCUUUCUCAGGUGGCAUCUUCCCGGGGAGGAAGUCCAGUGCCUUGGAGGGGAGGUAGAUAUGGGGAAGUUCUGCAUGUACAGACUGAGAGGUUCAGAACCAGGCAAAAGGUAGAGAGCUCAGAAAUAAAGUAGAUUUGUAACAAAUCUGAUCCCAGUGCUGAUGUCAUGGCGUGCUCAGGAACCUGUAGGGUAUGGGAGGAUCCUUGAUGCUCACUGAGAUCUGGUGGAAUGAAGAAAUAGCUGACUUCCUUGGGUUAAGGGACUUGGAGCUACAAGAUCUCCUGGAGAUCCUGUCAUUCAGUUGUAACAUAUCAACUCCUACCUGGGAAAUGGGGAGCUUGAUGGAGGACCCUCCAAAGGGCUGAUAACUCAGACCCAAGGGGAAUCAGGGCUUGCAUGAUCAGGGAUGAGCCUUGGCACCCAAAAACCUUGCCCAUGUGCUGACAGGGCAGAUGGGAGCAAAUUGGGAGAGCUUCCUUGGCAUAAAGGACUAAAUCAAGUCUAAAGUCCUAGAUCUUAAUCCCUCCUGCAGAGACUCUUAUUUUUGUCAUUGGUUAGCCCCUCCUCACCUCUCAACAGGCUGUUUUCUCCUAAGUGCAGAAGGAUUGUGGGGUAAUUUCUUUAGGUCUCCAAUUUCUUUAAUUCUCUAAUUUCUUUAGGUCUCUUUCAUUUCCCUAGUUGUCUUUUCUAGCUCAAACAUUCUAAGAUAGUAUAGAGAUGAAGGUGGCUUCUUGUACCAUUACAAGUGCAAGGGGGGAAGCAGAGCUUAGCUCGCCCUACAAAGGUGGCAAGCAUCUGAGAUGGGAUUUGAUUUCAUCUUCCCACUGUGCACCAUCCUUGAUCAGAGGGACAAGACCACUUUGGGAGAUUUGGGUGCAAGGAGUUGGAGGAUCAUGGUUGACUGCAGCCUGAAUCCAGUAGGCGGUACUGUUCCCUUGGUCAGUCCUGCCCAGCCUGCCUUGGCAGGAGCACUGUGAUCCAGGAAGGACCCCUAUCUAAUAAUCUAGGUUGUUGUCCUUUGUUCUCAAAGAUGACCAAAAUGAAAUCGCUAUAUUAGAGUCAAGUUGCAGUGUGUCCGAUGUGGCGGAUCAGACCAGUACAGUCUCGGAAUGCUCUGCUGCGGAUCGGACACAAAGAGUCCCUUUUAACAUUUGGGGUGAUUCUCUAACUCUGUGCAUCUCUCAUUUCCUUUGGGCUAAUUCAGUUCUGCUUUGCUCAUAGAGCACGGCCCCUUCUCUGAUGGAGGCUACCAUACUGGGCGGUCCUGUGCCAGUGUCUCCCUUGUCAUGCAAUCGUUCUAAAGUUUGUGAGAGAGACCUUGAGAGUGUCCUUGUAUGGCUUUUCUGACCACCCUGUGAGCGCUUGCCCAUAAAAUAAUUUGGGUGCUAAGUACCUAGAUUGUUGUUUGUCCUUUGAACUCAGAAAGAACCAUGACCUCAGGGAUGCAAGUGAAUUAGAUGUAAGUCACCAGCCUCACCCUCCAGAGCCUUCUGGGUCCAGUGGCAAGAUCAGGAGGACUGGAGAUGGCUCUGGAUGCAGUGGGAGAGCCCGGCCUUUUUAAGUCAAGGUCUUUAACGGGCCUGAGGGAACACUCAUUUAGUGACUAAGGCUAGAUUAGAAAUGAGGCAGAAAGUGGCCUCUCUUACCUAUGUGUGUGUGAGUAUCAGUUUAAUAGGAGAAGACCCUCAGGGUUUCUGGCCAAACAGAAAGAGUCACUACUUCCACUUCUAGUGCAUCGCUGCCUUGGCUGUGGCCCAGGGGAAUUGCUGUUCUGCUAUAGAUUGGACCACAUGUUGCCUGAGGCAGCUUUAAUUCUAUGGACAUUCAUCUGACGUCCAAGGGAACCUUGAUAAUUGGCAGAAUCUUUUCAAUUUUUCCAGAGAGGGGAGGACCCUUGAAGUCAGGUCUCUACUCUUCUGAAUAGCCCUUAAAUUCCCUGACCAAUUUAUGAGACAGAACUGUCAGGUUGUGAUUGAGAUCCAGAAGCAGUUGCCUGAUGGUCCGUACACAACACAGAAGCACCCCUAUAACUCUGACAAGAUCCCCAAAUCCCAGGAAGCCUCAUUCUAGUUCAGCCCCAAUAUGGCAGCUCAGGCACUUCACCGCUGGUUUUCCACAUCAAAUCCAGCCCACUUGCUAACCCCCAUGAGUAUCUGCUGGCUGUAUGAGGGCAUCUUGCUUUUGUGCUCCUAGUGUUCUGACCCAUUGUCCCAAUAUCAGCUCCCUCUGCUUGGAGAACCUUCCUCUGCUUGUCCCUCAGGCCCAUUCUUCCUGAGCGAUGGAAGGGGACUUGCACACUGACCACAGAAGCGCUCAUUUGGCACUGGAAAGGACCUCUGAGGCCGCCAAGCCCAGCCUUCUCACUCUACAGAUGAGGCUGUGUCCAAGAUCAAAGAGGCAGAUCCACUUUAAAUCUGGGUCCUCCAACUCGGUGUUCUGUGUGAGAUUUCCUCAGAAUAAACUUGUCCAAGAUCAUAUUGGUCCUAAGCGGGAUUUGAAUCCAAGUCCCGCGACCCCAAAUUCAGCAUCAAACAUCCCCAGCACCAAACUUCCUUCCAAGCACCUAGCAAGCAGGAACUUUGAGCUAUUGCAGACUUUGUAACCAGGGAUGACAAUCGUGGCACUUGCAUCACUGAAAAACUGCCUUUCCUUUUUCCUGCUCGUUCUAUAUAAAUUCUAGUUAUUAUUAUUAAUGAUUUGUUAUGUUUAUUGCUAAUUUUAUUAUCUUUUGGCUUGAGUUUCUUCCACUGUAAAAUAAAAUGUUUGGAUUUAAUGACCAUCAAAGUCCCUUCUGGCUCCCGAUCGAUGGCUCCCAACAGCAAAAGAGAGGGGAGAAGGGAUGCUCCCUCCAGAACAACCACACCGGAUGGAUUCUGGGAUCCGAGUCAGCCUUGGUUUCCUCAUCUAUAAAAUGGACACAGUAAUCUCUGUGCAGUCUACCUUACAAGUGUUGUUCUGAGAAGAGCACAUUGAAAAAUUUAAAACA
This is a messenger RNA of Sarcophilus harrisii (Tasmanian devil), 4943 nucleotides long. It is a transcript of the gene CD82, whose product is annotated as CD82 molecule. The transcript has 8 exons. The record is from RefSeq and is a predicted model, not a curated record. Bases 60 to 860 code for a protein of 266 amino acids. Lineage: Eukaryota; Metazoa; Chordata; Mammalia; Dasyuromorphia; Dasyuridae. Gene Ontology annotation, cellular component: membrane.